Messenger RNA from Labrus bergylta (ballan wrasse), 6796 nucleotides. It is a transcript of the gene rapgef5a, whose product is annotated as Rap guanine nucleotide exchange factor (GEF) 5a. The record is from RefSeq and is a predicted model, not a curated record. Lineage: Eukaryota; Metazoa; Chordata; Actinopteri; Labriformes; Labridae. Gene Ontology annotation, molecular function: guanyl-nucleotide exchange factor activity. Gene Ontology annotation, cellular component: plasma membrane. Gene Ontology annotation, biological process: positive regulation of GTPase activity; Ras protein signal transduction.
UCAACCUGGCAGUAUGGAGGAGUAGGACGCGCGAGCCAUUGGGUGGAGCAGCAGCAGCGUCGCGUGCUGCGGAACACAUAGGUCGUUAACGCCGCGCGCGGUUUGGUUGCAGAUGCAGGUCGUUGAGUGUAAGCGCGAGGCGGGGGGAAAUGGCGUACGGGCGCGGGCGGCGGUGCGCCUCAUUGUGAGGAUCCAGUGUUGAGACCCCAAGCUCGAGCGCACGCAGGCGGAAGCUCGAGGAAAGACAGGAAAAGUCGGGAGACGAACCAUGGACGAGUCCGAGCCCGCAGAGGACGGCUUGCUCGCGGGUUUGCGAUGGAACCGGAGUGCACGAGACCAGGCUCAGCUCAAACACAAAAUCCGGGAUCUGCCAGGACUACUGAAGCACGGGCUGCACCUGCGGAAGAAGAGCCAAUCGCCUGACACUAUUCCAGGACCGAGCACUGGACCUUCAGUAAACAAGUCUUGUUCGCAGAGUUUCCCAUGUGCUGGUCGGACUGUGAGGAAUGCCUUCCUCUCCAACGGACCGUACCCGGCCAAAGACAAGAUACACCUGGCCAGAAUCAUACGGCGUAGCUAUGUUGGGGUGGAGCUGGUGCAGUGGCUGUGCGAGCAGUGUGUGUACGUGCGCUGUCGGACCACCGCUGUGCGCGUCUGGCAAGUGCUGCUGGAGCUGGGAGUCUUGCUGUCAGUGGACCAGCGGGUGACGUUUUCAGACUCAAACUCUUACUACCAGUUCAGCUUUGAGGAAUGUGACUCCGCCUCCUGUGAGUUUCGCUCCAAUGAAGGGGAGUGGCCAGAGGCAGUUAGGCUCCUCCUACAACUCGCCCCAUACGUCCAGUUCCGCUCUGGAGGUGGAUCCAACAGCCCGUCAGAGGAGGACUCUGAAGGCAACAGGGACAUCUGCGGUGAGAUCCUCCAGAUGAAAGCUCUUGAGAGGCUCACUUCUACGGUACAAAGUGAGCUGGCAGCAGCUCUGGCCCGCAAGACUCGCAAAGCUUUAUCAGAGCAGGACUCUGAGGCGACAGAGACGAGCCAACAGGAGCCUCGCACGCCAAGCGAAGAGAGCAGCCCGCUGGGCGGGGUGUGUGCAUUGCGGGAUGCUGGCGGCAGCGUUGGUGGCGGUGGCGGAGGAGUGGGGACCGUGUGUGGGCGCGAAGACCUGACCAGCCGGCUCGGGCUGGAGGCCGUUCAGCGACUGGCAAAGGACGGCUGUCGGCUGUUGCAGAACCACAACUACAGGCUGCCAGACAGGAACCAGGCGGAGGCGGUCGGGAGAGUUUGUCUGAAGGAAAGAGGAAGAGACGUGUUGGUGUUGCGGAGAGUGACAUCAUCAGUGACGUCACCAUCGGACCGGCCUUCGCCCACAUCGUUGGGGGGCGGGUCCAGAGAGGAGGAUUGUGACAAGAGGUAUGUGGUGGUGUCGGGGACGCCACUGAAGAUCCUGGAGCACCUGCUGAGUGACCUGCGGUUGGACGACCAUAGAGGGGGGCCAGAGAGCAGGGAGAGCGAAAUGCUGCUGGAUGACUUCCUGUUGACCUACCUGGUGUUCAUGUCCACCAAUGACCUCUGUCAGGCUCUACUAGGACAUUAUAGCAGUGCUCGCUGCAGGGGCCAGGAGGAGGGCAAAGACGCCCUCUUCAGAAAGCGUAAAGUACUGCAGCUAGUCUCCCACUGGAGCAGACUCUACAAGGAUUUCCUCAAGGAUGAGGAGCACGUCAGGAGCUUCAUGAAGACACUGUACAGGUAUGUUUUAGAAGACUUGUACGAGUUCCCCACCCUCGAGAAAGACCUGAAGGAGUUCCAGAAACUUCUGCGCCGCAGACACACUGUGGAUGACUGCCCUCCUAACCAAAAGAGUAAACAAACGUAUCAGCAGUUGAGUUUGAAGGAAAACUGUUUACAGCUUCGUAGCCCACCAACAGAGACAAGAGAGGUUAUUUGCUGCGUGUAUGUGAGCGCUGACUCUUACCUGAGCGUUCAAACACACCACUCGCUGGAGGCCCACGAGCUGCUACGGAUCGUAGGUCUGAAGAUGGACAGAGCAGAAGAAGACAUGGUUCUUGCUGUUGUGUCGCAGUCUGGAGAGCGGAGGGUGUUACAGCCCAGUGACUGCGUGUAUUCAGAGUCUCUGACCCCACAGGGGAAGCUCAUGGCCUGUCGCAGGGACCUCACCGAGAUCUUGCCUCCUCUAACAGACAGUGCUGAGCUAAGCAGGAGAACGGUGCGACUCUUGGGUAUUAACACCUGGGAUGUGGCUGCUGCUCUCACACACCUGGACUGGAGCCUCUUCAAAUCCAUCCAUGAGCAGGAGCUGGUGUACUACACCCUCAGCCGUUCUCCUGGAGGUGGCCACACGGCGGCGCUCACAGUCCUGCUGCAGCGCUGCAACGAGGUACAGCAGUGGGUCAUGUCCGAGGUGCUCAUGUGUGUGUCACUCAACAAGAGAGUACAGCUGCUCAAGAAGUUCAUCAAGAUCGCGGCGCACUGUAAAGCCCAAAGAAAUUUGAACUCUGCGUUUGCCAUCAUCAUGGGUCUUAACACAGCAGCUGUCAGCCGACUGAACCAAACCUGGGAGAAAUGUCCAGGGAAGUUCAAGAAGCUUUUCUCUGAGCUCGAGCUCAUCACGGAUCCUUCUCUGAACCACAAAGCCUACAGAGAAGCAUUCAAGAGGAUGAAACCUCCCAAGAUCCCUUUCAUGCCGCUUCUUUUGAAAGAUAUCACCUUUAUCCAUGAGGGAAAUAAGACCUUCCAUGACAACCUGGUCAACUUUGAGAAACUGCAUAUGAUCGCAGACACAGUGAGAAUGAUUCGCCACUGCCAGAGCGACCAGCCGGGUAACGAGGUUAUUGGGAACGACAGUGUAGAGGUGAGGGCGAGCGUUCACUACCUGCACAUCAUCGACAAUCAGCAGACGCUUUUCGAGCUGUCACACAAACUGGAGCCACGCGCUUAAGGGCACAUGCACACACACAUACACUUACGUGCACAAAGACACUAGACAAAUGCUAGCACCUUGUACGUGUGACGUGGGGGACGCUUUGUGAAGCAAAAUGUGACACACUCAAGUGUACAAAGCAACAAAAUAUCACUACCAGCAGUGGUGCCACAAUAAGAAGGUGACAUUUAUUGUGACAAAAACCCAUGGAGACACAGAGCUGCCUAUUUGCUGAUGUCGUGUGGACACCAAACAUGGACAAAAAGUAUUUGUAAAGGCCUUCGAAACCCAAGAAGAGAUUCUGUGCAGCAAGAUGGAGGUCUGCCAAACUGAGACAGAGGAAGUUGUAACUAGUUUGUACAGUAUCUAUUGGGCUGAAUAUUCCCUUGUUUAUGUUCCUGUGAUGAGCUUUUUGUUAUUUAUGAGCCGUUAAAGCAGGUGUAAUGUUUCUUUAUUUCUGUCAAAGUCUCCUGACAAGAGUUUAACAGCAUCUUCAUCACUUCAGCUACAAACAGAGGGUGACCUUGUAACCAGGGCCCAUUUGUUGAAAAUCUUUAUCCUGGCUAAGAAUUCUCCUGAUUCGGAGGAUCUGCUUUUUUGAUAUCCAGGAUCAGGUAAUCCAGCUCAUUUUGGCCACUUUCUUUAAAAGGACAAAACAUUUAGUAUUAUACUAAUCCAGAUACAGACUUUAAAGGAAUACAAAAUCUGGAUUACCAGUGAUCUAAACAUCCUGAAAGAUCCUGACUGUUGCUUUCAAUUAAACAUUUCAUGUUCGAUAUCAACAGCUGUUUGGUGAAAUGUUUAUGGGGCGAAAAUCCUUUAUUUUGUCACAACCCUAAUGUCUAAUAGUUUUACUAUGUCACAUUUGACAUUUUGCUAAUCAAUUCCAAAAUGAUUUUAAAAGUUAAUUAAAAAUGUUUUUCCUCUAAUUCCAUGUCAGUGUAAUUCAGCCUGAAUCCACUCCUCUUGGAUCAGGACAAUCCACAUUUUGAGGUCAGAGUUUUUCCAAUCCUGCACUGCAAAGUCUUUAACAACACCUACAUGAGGUUUUUAUCCAGAUAUAAAUCAAGAUUGGAUUAACUGAUCAUAUUCAUUUUCAGAAUUGUUUUUUCUUUCAGCAACCCCUCGUCAAUGUUUAAUAUAAUGUGGUAGCUUUAAUCUAAUCAGAUGACUUUUGAACAACUGGGCCCUGAUAUCCAAAUCCUGCCCCACACAUGGUCUUGUAUGAUUCUAUCAGCAUAUCAUAAAUCGGCCUUUUAGUGCAUGUAUAUGUGUACAUGCUUACAGUUUGUUGGUGUUUGCUGUGAAGUUUCUGCUGUGGGUUCUUGUGUAGUACUGUAUUAUGUAACACAAGCAGCAGCCUGUUCUGAAGCAGUACAACACUUUAACAUACCUACACUUUUUUUAUUUUGACCUUUUUUUUUUCUCACUGAGGCUCCGUCUUAAAAGUGCAGCUCUACAGUGUAUUGUAUCUUUCGAAUUCAGGAAUUAUAUUGCCAGUAUAGUUCUCUUGAGUGUGCAAAAGUUCAAACACUGUUGGUAAAUAGUGAACAGCACUUGGUUCUUUGUAUUUUAAAGUCCUGGUUGACUUUUAUUUAAACUCUCCUCGUGCGCUCCUCUCUCCGAGGUUUUUGUGGGAAUAGAUAAUCAUUAUUCAACAUUGUAUAUAAUAUGGACCUAUACAUUUUUUCAGUGCCAAAUGUCACAUUGAGUCCUGGCUCUUUGUUUAAAGAUUAGUGUCUUUUUUUAAAAUAUCAGACACUGAUUUCCUUGAACAGGAGAAGAUUCAGAUCUGCCUCCUCUCAGAGAAGCUUUCUGACAUUAUGAUGACUGAUUGCAGGAUGUGUGAUUGUAUUUUGGUUGAUAUGAAAACACAUCCUCAUCAUAGAGCUCUUUUUUCUUUUCCUAUAUGAAUCCUUACAUUUUAUUACAUGAAGAGAUUAGUCAAAGCAACACAUCUGAAACUUUGUUUAGACAUACUGUAGCUUUAUUGGACACAAUGAACACACACACUAUGGAAGCACAAGGACAAAUACUUUCUUUGUAGGACUCUGGGAGGAUUUUCACAGCUUUGCUAUUACCCAUUAUUAAUCCUUCUCACUCAUAACAAUGAUUCCCAAUAUUCUUGCCCUCUAACUACAUAUUGACUGGAAAAUGUAUCUGUUUCUGAACAAAAUAGGUCAACAAAUUCUGACGACAAUUCUUUCAUAGCCAUGGCUGUGAAAUGUAAAAAACACCUGUUUGUUAUUCAAAUCACUGAGACCAACCUGCUUUGUUAUGAGUCUGUCAGUAUGGAGUCACAUGAAAGUGUUGAGUAGAAUCAUAUUCAGUAGUAGUGAUGAAGAUUAUUACAAAUUAAGAUAUGAAACCCUCCCUUUAGAACCAUGAGCAGUCUUCAAAUCGUGUUAGUUUGUCGUCUCCUUGUAUCAGCAGUACAUUUGCUGGGUAAACUCCAGUGAGAUUCUUAUGUGUUAAGUUGUGAUGCAAGCCUUGCAUUGUGUUUGCAGUUAUAAAACAUGAAGGGUUAAGUGCAAUAUUGAAGAAAUGUUGUUGCCACGUUAGUUUAUCCUCAUUUCAACUCUUAAGCCAAUCAGAGCACCGAGCUGCUCUCUCCUGCAGAUCAGUACGAAUCAAAUGGAGGACUGAAAUGUCCAAUACAUUUCAGAGACACAUUGUUUUUAGUUAUUUUCAGAAAAAGAAAAAAAAUCAAUUACCCCGAUGUGACUGACUGAUUUGUUAAAUUUUUGAAUCACUAACUUGAAUAACUCUUUCAAGACCGAUGAGGUCCUGUUGUUUUCACAAACCCUUCCUGUAGAUUCUCUGACACUGAAUAUGGAGCCAGAUUUGAGGUCACAGUCAUCCACAUCGAUAAGCUGAAGCUGAAAUGCUAUUUGAGCAAGUUGAAUAUUCAACUUUAUUUUGGAUGUGAAAUAUUUUUAUUGCCCUGGAUUUAAGACUACAAACUAUUCUUGAGAUUGUUUCCUACCAUGAGUUAUUUAAAUCCAAAUAUAUCACAUGAACCCUUUAUAAUAGGAAAGAUAUCAUUGAUUAAGAACCCUCGUCAGUCAUUCUUUGACUGCUGGAGCGGUAAAAUCAGGGCUAUGGGUUUUUUUUUUUCAAAGUCAACGAUAAAGAAAAAGGCCUUUGGUAGUCUUUUUUUUUUAACUAUCCUGUACAUGAUAAACACACGUUCAAAUCAGAUUAACUGUGCUAUUCUCAUAAUUUAUUGUAGUAUAUUGUUUAUUUAUGUAUUUUUGAGGUGACAAAACUACAUGUGCCAUGUUCAGAGGUUCAACAAUGUCAAAGAGCUUUCUUUAGCAGAAAAGAUGAAUGGGUUUAAAAGCUUCGAAACUGGAAUGUAGAACUGCUUGUUCUGUUUUGUGGCCGGUAGAGGGCAGCAGAAGAGCAGGUCAGUGUGAUGAUGCUCACGUUUGUUCCUCUGAUGCUGACUUCUGUGAUGGACAGGAACUGACAGGGAGAUGUGUUCGAAGUUUUAUCUGCUGUUGUCAUGACUGUAAAAUUAGGUUGUUGUUUUUUUUUUAAAUUAAAAUAAUGUUGUUUAAAACCUUUUUGCAUGUUAAAAACAAAACAAAAAAACUAACAAAGUUCACAAUGCAAGAGAGGACACAUUGAAGGCUUUGUACUAUUGUAAUAUUGUUGAUGUGUAAAUAUAUGCCCACGUUUGGUAUGUUGUUAUAAUUUAUGGGUUGUAAAUGAAGAAAAUAGUCAACCACAAAGCAAUACGUGUCCCCUCGUGUCCCCUCGACCCUCAGACAGCUGAAGCCACAUGUCUUUUCUAAAGCUGUGUUUUACUAUGUCGAAUUUGACUGAAACAAAUAAAUUAUAGGUUUUAUGUGA